AAAAUCCCAUCACAUUUUUAUUUUAUUUCUAUUUUUAAUUUUUCUACUUCUCUUUAAAAAAUCGCUACUCUCUCACUCUUUAAGAUCUGAUACCCCUUCGAGAUUUUUCCUUUCAGAUCAUGAACAAACUAUAUGUUGGGAAUUUAAGUCCUUCGGUCACUGUCGAGGACUUGAAGGAGCUCUUUGGGGAGAGGAAGCUGCCAGUGGCCGACCAGGUCCUACUGAAAUCCGGCUAUGCUUUUGUGGACUUCCCGGACCAGAACUCGGCCAUAAAGGUUAUAGACAAUCUUUCUGGAGGUAAAGCUAAAUUACACGGAAAGGUGAUAGAGGUAGACUACUCUGUUCCCAAAAACCUAAGGAGUAAGAAGAUCCAGAUCCGGAACAUUCCCCCUCAUCUACAGUGGGAGGUUUUGGACGGCCUUCUAGCUCAGUAUGGUACUGUAGAAAACGUGGAACAAGUGAACACUGAUACAGAAACAGCAGUGGUGAAUGUUACGUACGCAACCAAGGAGGAAGCUAAAGAAGCCAUUGAGAAGUUACCAGAACACCAGUUUGACGACUACUCUUUCAAGGUGUCAUAUAUUGCGGACAUGGAUGCUGCUCCGCCCGACCAGGUUCCCCGCACGCGGCGCGGGGGUCGGUCGUCCCGGGACCACGGUGCCUCUCUGCCCGGGCCCUCGGGAGACUUUGGCGCUCCUCGCAGCAGACAGCACGACUUCCCCCUGCGCAUGCUUGUGCCUACUCAGUUUGUGGGAGCCAUCAUUGGCAAGGAGGGCCUCACCAUCAAGAAUGUCACCAAACAGACACAGUCCAAGGUGGACAUUCAUCGGAAGGAAAAUGCAGGCGCAGCAGAAAAGCCCAUCACCAUCCACUCAACUCCCGAAGGCUGCUCCGCCGCCUGUCGCAUGAUCCUGGACAUCAUGCAGAAGGAGGCCAACGAGACCAAGACGACGGAGGAUGUCCCUCUGAAGAUCCUCGCCCACAACAGCCUGGUGGGCCGGCUGAUUGGGAAGGAGGGCCGCAACCUGAAGAAGAUCGAGGAGGAGACAGGGACCAAGAUAACCAUCUCCUCAUUACAUGACUUAACCAUCUACAACCCUGAGAGGACCAUCACGAUAAGGGGCAGCCCCGAGGCGUGUUGUAAAGCCGAGGCGGAGAUCAUGAAGAAACUGAGGGAAGCCUACGAGAACGACGUUGCUGCUAUAAACCAACAGGCCAACCUGAUCCCGGGCCUGAACCUGAACGCUCUGGGCAUCUUCUCCUCUGGUCUGCCGGUGCUGCCCCCUGCUGCUGGGCCACGUGGUGCAGGGCCCCCUGUGGCUCCAGCAGGAUACAACCCAUUCUUAAGUCACUCUUCACAUCUCAGUGGCCUGUACGGGGUUCCUUCAGCAAGUAACAUCACCCACCAGCACUCACAACAGGCUCCAGAACAGGAGGUUGUCUACCUCUUUAUUCCAACUCAGGCAGUCGGGGCCCUGAUCGGGAAGAAGGGCCAGCACAUCAAACAACUCGCCCACUUCGCUGGAGCUUCCAUCAAGAUUGCCCCAGCUGAGACCCCAGAUGUUACUGAGAGGAUGGUUAUCAUUACUGGAACCCCAGAGGCUCAGUUUAAGGCCCAAGGUCGGAUAUUUGGGAAGCUGAAAGAGGAGAACUUUGUCUCAGCGAAGGAGGAAGUCAAACUGGAGACUCACAUCAAGGUUCCCUCAAGUGCAGCCGGCCGGGUCAUCGGUAAAGGCGGAAAGACGGUAAACGAGCUGCAGAACCUUACGAGUGCUGAGGUCAUCGUACCGCGGGACCAAACUCCAGACGAGAACGAUGAGGUCUUUGUGAAAAUCAGCGGGCAUUUCUUUGCCAACCAGACUGCACAGAGGAAGAUCCGGGAGAUCAUUCAGCAGGUCAAACAGCAGGAACAGAAGCACCAGCAGGGCGCCGCCGUGUCACCGCACUACUCCAAGUGACCAGCGGGGUGGCUCCAGCGGGCGCCAGCCAAUGAAUGUAGCCCUCCCAAACGGACAGAGACCUACCCAGACAAAGGCCAAGGCCAAGGGGGACAUGCAGGGCAGACCAGCAGCACCGGGAUCAAAACCAAAGAACUUCACGAGGGGGGAAACAAGUGAGAGCCAAAGGCUGAGGGCAUUGUGUGCACUGCCAGCCCUGUGAGAGCAGAUAGAGUGGUAGAAACCGUACUGAUAUAAUAUAACAAAAAAGACCAAAAAAAAAAAAAUAAUGUACAAGAAAGGUGGAAAUGGCAGAGAAUUUGGGAACUGUUGUCUUCACAGUUAAAAAGGUAAAGAGGAAAUAGUAUGUCGCCCUGCAUAACGUUAUCUCUGUAGUUGGACUAACAUAGGCCUAACAAACUGAUAAAGCAACUGUAUUAACACGAGCGUAUACGAGGCGUUGUGAUUGAUAUUUUGGGUUAGAACGAGAGCACGUGACAAUGGACACCUUCUCUCACAAGAGUUUGAGAUAUUCAGAUUGCAAGAUUAAAUAUCCUUAGCAGUAUUAACACAGAGUAGAAAAGUAUAUUGAUACACACUGAGAGUAUGCACUGUUGUUUUCCUAUCAAAAUGACAGUACAGCUUGGUGUAGUUUUUAAUAUUUUUGCUUGUUACAGAGAUUGAUUGGGCUGUGACGGCCACUUAAAGCAGUUCCCCUUGUUUGUUCACAUUAUAGGCCACUGACUGAAAUCUAAAAAAAAAAGAAAAAACCCCUAUAAGUAAAUAUGGUGAAUGGUUCUGAGUCUUUGUAACGAGCCUGUGUGUGUGCCAACGCAAAAGAUAACGUCCCUUUGAAAUGUCUCUCACCAUUCAUAUCUGAUGCUUCACUUCUUUUUUUUCUUCCUUCUGCUAAUUUCUGCUUCACUUUCUCAUCACUCUCUCUCAUCCGGCAUGCGUUUUUUUUUUUGUUGUUUUUAAAAAAAAAAUAGGAUAAAAAUAUUUGUUCCCCGUAGCCUUUUGAUAACAUUGAACUGACUGCCACUUUCACUCAACAGAGGGUUAAAUGCAACAGAGGGAGUUUUAUUCCCCCCACUAAAUUGGUAUCAGUCUCCCAUGCUGUACAGUAGAAUACAGGAGCAUCUUAAUACAUUAGAAUAUGAUGGAAAAGUCUGUUUCCAGUAGUUCAAGUCAAAUAGUCCCAACCAAGUAUUGAGUCAUAUAGAUAAACAGACUUUUCAGAGGCUAACACUUCCAGAUUAAACAUACUUUUUAAGUUGGUCUUUAGUAAUAUUACAUUUGUUUGAGACACUGAAUUUCAGGUCAUUCAUAAUUAGAAUAAAUUAAAUAAAUUAAGACACGUGUGUAAUGGAUCUAUAUAAUAUGUUAUUUCCACUUUUUUGUUUUAGUUUAGUUUUAGUUUAGCUUUUUUAUUUGAACAUGAGCUAGUAACACAACAAAGUAAACUGAAAAACAAACAAAUCCAAUGAGCAUAAUCAAAACAAAAUAGCAAUAGUCAAAACAAAAGCUAUAAUGUGAACGCAACAUGUCUGAAAAGGAGUAGGAUGAAGCAUAAUAUGCUUAUUUAAAAAUACCCCUUCUCCACUACUCAAUUAACAAUUUUUUUCCCUAAACAUGCAUAUUUACAUAAAACAUAUUUACAAAAAAAUCAAAAAUGAAUUAAUUGAAUUGAAUUACUGACAUAAAUCUACUUUCUAUGAUAUUCUAAUUUAUUGAGAUGCACCUAUAGAUCUACAUUCAUGUUUAUUGGCCUGAUAAUAAAAGAUAUAAAAAAUCAAAAGGAUGUCUCUUAAGGCAUUCUCCUUGCAAUCAGAGCAAAAAUUGACAUAAAAUUGGGGCUCCUUUGCUUGUUAACCAGUCGUUUUGAAUGUGCACCGCCACACGCUCGGCCUUAUGAGGACGUCACGAGGGCCCAGAGAGGGGGACGACGUGGCUUUGAGGGGAGGGGAGGGUGCAGACUCGUGGUGUGUGGAUUGGCAGUGAGAAAAAAGUUUUCGGGUUAGUGGGUGGGUUUUUUUGGGUGGGUGGUGGGUGGUGGGUUUAUGGGGAGGCACUGUAUGACCUGUGGUACACACACAAACGUGACCGCAGCCGCGUUUGGCUUUAACCCUCUCGGGUACGGGAGCUUUCUAAAACGGCAUGACAGCUGUGAAUGUACGAUAUGCAGCCUUUUUAGAAAAUAUCACCCCUGCCGUGUCCAGCAGGCCGGGCCAGAGGCACAGACACACAGAUUGUCAUUCUCACUCUCGCUCUUUCUUUUUUUUUUUUUUUUUUUUUUUCUUUCUUUUUUUUUUGGUUUGUUUUAUUUUGGCGAGCUGGCCGACCGCUCUGCGAGUGUGAGCUGGACACGCAGGUCCUGGUGUCCCUUCGUGCUUUACUUUGGAGACCAUGGAAGCUUGUUGCCUUAUUUUGUCACCUUUCAGACAUCAUCACCCAUCAGCUUCAUCUUCCAGACGCAAGGUUAUUGCCAAUACGCACAGCUUCCUCCGUGUGUGUGUGUGUGUGAUUGUGUGUGUGCGCAUGUGUGUGUGUGUGUGUAUAUAUAUAUAAAAAGAGAGAGUAAUAUUUAUGAAUCUAUUUUUUUCCUAUUUUGUGAUGAGAGCUAUUGAUAAGAAACAAAAAGAAAACAAAGUCCUUUUCUUUUUUUCCUCAGUGGGACACUGCCAUAUUAUUUUGAAGGGAAGUGUUUAUUUUCUUGAAAACUAGACUAUGAAUAAUAAUAUAAACAAAUAAAAACCUGAAAAAAAUAGGAGAACAGUAAAGUGAACCACCGUGUUAACUUUGGUCAGGAUGUGAACAGUGCGCAUGUCAGUAUUGUGAUCUACCUCAGGCUUCAGGGUACCUCAGUCCAAUCUUUCAUUUCCCCUUUUUCCACAUUUUGUAUGCCUUGUUAACUGAUCAUUUUGAGCGUUUUUAAUUUUAUUUUUUAAUGAAAAGAAAAAAGAACAAGACAAAAGAUCUACAGUAAUCUCUAAACUCUUCAGGUCCAGCCGACUAGUGAAACUUUGUAAAACUGUAGUCAACUGUGUUGGACUGUCUUUACCUGGACGCCAUACAACCUCUUAAUGAUACAAAAGGAUUUCCAAGUUGCUAGAAAGGAAUGAAGAGCAGGAUCUAAGGGGUACAUACCUGCCCGAAGUGGUUCUGAAUGUGGAUGUUGUGUACUGAUUUCACCAUCUGAGACAGAAAGAAAAAAAAAAGAAAAGAUACCAAUCAGUUGAUAGAAACAGAAACUAACCAACUGUACCUCCUGUUUUUCCCAACUGUACCUCCAGGUUUUUUUUAGACUUUUAAAAAUGAUUCACUUGUGAAAAAGAGAAAAAAAAAAAAAGACAUUUUUUUAACAACCCAAUUCAAUCUUACCAGCUCUAUUUGAUAACAGCAUACUCUGGGGUUGAUUU
Molecule: messenger RNA, 5356 nt
Organism: Centropristis striata (black sea bass)
Lineage: Eukaryota; Metazoa; Chordata; Actinopteri; Perciformes; Serranidae
Gene: igf2bp2a
Product: insulin-like growth factor 2 mRNA binding protein 2a
Exons: 16
Coding region: 120-1958 (612 amino acids)
Biological process (GO): regulation of gene expression; nervous system development
Cellular component (GO): nucleus; cytoplasm; cytosol
Molecular function (GO): mRNA 3'-UTR binding
Source: RefSeq, a predicted model, not a curated record